AUGUUAUCGCGCGUGGCUCGUCAAAAAAAUGUUUUCCUUCAAUUCCGGAAGGCUCAGGCCCUCCGAGCGCCCGCCCAUCUGCCGACAACACGCUUUCAUACACUCUCGAGUAAACUUCCCCUUAUAAGUUCGUCAUGCAAAUCGAUUCACGAUCGUCCGCGUAACCCGGCUCCUCGGACAGAGCGCCAUCUUGCCACUGCUGCCGAUCACACCAACCUCGACGGGUCUUCGCCGGAACCUUACGAUCAUUUCAUGCACAUGCCUUUCGAGAACUUCGAUACCUCAUCCCUGAUUCUCCUUGAUCAGACACCACAAUCACAAUCAAAGAUUUUCCGCAAGAGACAAGGUAUCGGAGGUGAUGAACUGGAGAUGCGGGCCAACCUGGAUGUUUCAUUGAAGGUUGGCGAAUUCGAGCGAGCUGCUUCAUUGAUUAAUCGUCUUGGCCAUUAUCACCCGCCGGGAUCGCAAGAAUAUUUGACUUUGCAUAACCGCUACCUGCAAAAGAUGGUGGCUUACAUGAUUUUGAAUCGCCAGCAGGACAUGGUUCUGCCGUUGCAAAAAUGGUUCGAAAUUGAUAUGCCUGCCGGUGGAGUGACACCGGAUGCAAUCACUUUUGCGAUUAUGAUUCGAAUGGCGCUGCGCAUGCUCCAUGGUUCGAAGCGUGAGAGAACCGUGCGUCGAUACUGGGAACUUGCACAAGCUGCGGACUUACAAGAAGAGCUUGUCGGUAUUGAGGUGCUCGACGACUCUGACGUUGGUGAAUUGUCUAAGAUUUGCUCCUCCGACAUGCUGGACUUCGUCUCGAAAUACACGGACAUUUCCGAACCCGCCGAAACAUCCCCUGCUAUCGAUGAUACUCCCGAAGUGCAAGCGGCCGAUCAAAAUGGAUUGGGCUUGUCGUCCCUGAAAGAGUCUCUGUCCCUUUUCUCCGGGAAGAUUGAUGUGGCUUUGCCUGAUGAUUUCAAGGGCACUGAGGAGGAAAAGAAUAUCCUCAUUUCGGAAUUAAGACAAAAACGACUUGAAACCGACAGUCUUUCUUCGGCCCUCGAGCGUUGGCGCAUCGAUAAUGCCAAGCGACAAAAAGCUGGGUUAAAUGUCUCGUCUGAUGGCAAAAGACUCAGCGCCAUCAUGAGUCAAUGGCACACGGACCUUGUGGCAAGAAUCAAGAAGGAGUUGGAGCUCGUUGAAGAGGCACUUGCGAAUCCUGUUCUGACUGUGGAGCAAAGAGAUCGUUGUGAAUAUGGUGUGUUCCUGAAAGCUCUCGAUGCCGAUCGGUUAGCGGCACUCACCGUCCUCACUACAAUGUCCGCUUUCAGUCGCGAGGGUAUGGACAAGGGAAUUAAACUCUCCAAUAUCGCUUCCGCUGUUGGAAAGGAAGUGCAAGACGAAAUGAUUGCCGAUAACUACCUAAAACAGGCGAAGGCUAUUGAUCCGAAUCGUGUGAAGGCAUUGAAGCAGCUUCUCGCGAACCGCAAGGACAAAGAAGGGCGACUUCGAUGGAAAGCCCUCGUUGAAAAGAUGAAUGCACAUGACGAGUCCAUAGUCUGGGGAUCUCGUUCCCAGGUCAGAGUUGGCGCUGUUCUUAUGAGCAUGCUAUUCGAAGUCGGCAAGGCCCCCAUCUGGAGUGAGGACCCUACAACCAAAGCGAGAACCCUCACCAUGCAACCGGCCUUCCAACAUGCUUAUCAGAUUCACUUCGGUCGACGCUCUGGUCUCAUCCAUAUCCAUCCCAAAAUUGUGGAGGUCGUUUCCAAAGAACCACCCCCUGAGCUUUUGGCUCGCCAUCUCCCCAUGGUUUGCAAGCCUAAACCAUGGACAGGGCCUAGGAGUGGCGGUUAUACAAUCUAUGAAUCCCACCUAGUGCGUACUACUCCUGGUGAACUACUACAGCCAGCCUAUCUCAAAGCUGUCUUGCAAGAUGAUGGUAUCAAGGAGAUCAGAGGGGGACUUGAUGUUCUUGGCGGCACUGGCUGGAAGAUCAAUCAACAAGUCUUUGAAGUAAUGCUCGAAGCUUGGAAUGAGGGAGGCGCCGUGGGAAAGCUCGCACCUCUGGAACCAAACCUGGAGGUGCCAGAACAACCAAGUCAAGACGCUGACUAUGCAACCCAGAGAGCAUGGCACCAAAAGAUGCGUGAGAUUGAAAAUAUGCGCUCUGGUUUCCAUUCCGUUCGAUGCUUCCAGAACUUCCAAUUGGAGGUCGCUCGAGCUUUCCGCAAGGAGGUCUUUUAUCUGCCCCACAAUAUGGACUUCCGCGGGAGAGCGUAUCCCCUUCCUCCCUAUCUGAACCAGAUGGGAGCUGACAAUUCAAGAGGCUUGCUUCUGUUCGAUAAGGGGAAACCACUCGGAACAGCCGGUAUGCGCUGGUUGAAGAUUCAGAUUGCAAACUUGUUCGGAUUUGAUAAAGCGAGCAUGUCCGAACGAGAGCAAUUCACCAUGGACAAAUUGGACGAUGUCCUUGACUCUGCCAACAAGGGACUCCAUGGACGCCGGUGGUGGCUCCAGGCUGAGGACCCAUGGCAGCUCUUGGCAGCGUGUUGUGAACUUCGCAACGCCUUGCAGCUUUCCGAUCCCACCGAAUAUGUUUCUCAUCUCCCAAUUCACCAGGAUGGCUCGUGUAAUGGUCUUCAACAUUAUGCUGCCCUGGGUGGUGACAGAGCUGGUGCCCAGCAGGUCAAUUUGGAACCCUCUGAUCGCCCAUCUGACGUCUAUACCGGUGUUUGCCAAUUUGUCAAUGAAGCCAUUGCGCAGGACGCAGCUGAUGGUGAUCAGUUGGCCCAGCUUCUUAAUGGCCGAGUCACCAGAAAGAUUGUGAAGCAGACUGUCAUGACUAAUGUCUACGGUGUGACUUUCUUGGGAGCAAUGAGACAGGUCAAAAGACAGCUCGUUGACUAUCUCCCUGAUCUUGAUUCCAAUCAGAGGAACAAGGCAGCUUAUUACAUCGCCCGACAAAUCUUCGGAGCUCUCGGAUCCAUGUUCAAUGGAGCCCACGAAAUUCAGUAUUGGCUUGGGGAUUGCGCUCACCGCAUUACACAGUCUCUGACCCCGCAACAAAUCGAGGAACUGACCCAAAAGGCAAUGUCACCUAAAGAGAAUUCGGGCACACGAAACGGCACCGGCUCGUCGUCGUCCAACGAUCCCGAGAAAUCGUUUAGAUCAACUGUCAUUUGGACUACCCCACUGGGCCUUCCAGUUGUCCAGCCCUAUCGUACGCGCAGGGCGCGACGUGUUAGGACCAGCUUGCAAGACAUCACUUCAGGCCUUCCCCCGAACUUCAUUCACUCCCUCGAUGCUACGCACAUGAUCUUGUCUGCCAACGCAUGCCACGAAGCCGGGUUGACAUUCUCCGCUGUCCACGAUUCAUUCUGGACUCAUGCCGCCGACAUCGACCAGAUGAACCUGAUCCUUCGCGAUGCCUUCGUUCGCAUGCAUUCUGAUGAUGUUGUCGGGCGCCUUGGUGCUGAAUUCAAAGUACGAUAUGGAAAGAAUAUGUUCCUCGCCAGAGUCCCCCGCAGCACUGAGAUUGGCCGUCAAAUCCAUUUGCACCGUACCAAAAAUCGGGUCAGCAAACUGCAAGAGUUGAUCAACGAACACCGCCGACAAACUCUCCUCGCAUCGGAGGAUCCAGAAGAUCAGGCCGAAGGCCGUGCUAUGGUAACCGCCGGCAGCAUUUUCGAAUCAUUGGGUGGUAAAAAUGAGGACCUGACUCCUUAUAAGACAUUGGGUCAAACCCCAAUCGGCCAUGUUCCCGAAGAUGUUUCCACUCUGGAACGCUCCUCAUCCGGGGAUAACCUCGAUUCUAACGACCCGGCCAUUCAGAGCUUGGUGGGCGACCUGUCGAUGUUUGAAGGGAAGGCGCUCUCCGAGCGUGAACUACAAGCCCGCUUAGGCAACAACAUCGAGGACGAAGACUUCAAGCAGUCCGAUGUGCUCGAUGAGACCGAGGAUUUCGAGGAAUUGGAGCAAAACAACGAGCCCGAAAAGAAAAAGGCCAAGCGUCAAUUUACGACAUGGUUCUGGAUGCCUCUUCGCUUCCGCCCAGUCCCUAAAAAGGGCGACUGGGAUCUCACCCGAAUCCGCGAGAGUGAAUACUUCUUCUCGUGA
This is a messenger RNA of Penicillium paradoxum, 4101 nucleotides long. Its product is annotated as DNA-directed RNA polymerase. Bases 1 to 4101 code for a protein of 1366 amino acids. The record is from RefSeq and is a predicted model, not a curated record. Gene Ontology annotation, molecular function: mitochondrial promoter sequence-specific DNA binding; DNA-directed RNA polymerase activity. Gene Ontology annotation, cellular component: mitochondrial DNA-directed RNA polymerase complex. Gene Ontology annotation, biological process: mitochondrial transcription. The transcript has 3 exons. Lineage: Eukaryota; Fungi; Ascomycota; Eurotiomycetes; Eurotiales; Aspergillaceae.